Molecule: messenger RNA, 702 nt
Organism: Rosa rugosa (rugosa rose)
Lineage: Eukaryota; Viridiplantae; Streptophyta; Magnoliopsida; Rosales; Rosaceae
Exons: 3
Coding region: 1-486 (161 amino acids)
Molecular function (GO): zinc ion binding; nucleic acid binding
Source: RefSeq, a predicted model, not a curated record
AUGCCUUUGUAUGUUGCUGUAAAUGUUUAUCUUGCUCCGAUUAACUCCAGCAGCAGCAGGAACACCGGAGAACUGGACUUUUCUUCUUGCUAUACACAUCAUUCCUUUUUUGGUCAAUUGAAGACCACUUAUUUUACACAGAAGGAUAAGUGGGAUUUGAAUGAGCUAAUAGCGAUAUGUGUGCAAGAGGAAGAUAGGAUCAAGAGGGAUGGACCACUUGUUGUGAAUCUGAUCUCAAAGUCGAAAUGGAAGGGAAAAGGCAAAGCUGUUGCCUCUAGUGCAGUUAAUUCUGGAGAAGGUACCAGUGGGACCAAGCCUUACAAACUUGGCCCCAAGAAAUCUGUGAACAGCAAGGGUAAGAAACCGGGAGUCUUCAAAUGCUUCUUUUGUAAAAAGGAAGGUCAUAUGAAGAAAAAUUGCCAGGGAUUCAAGGAUUGGAUGGCAAAGAAGGGGCUUUCUAAGCAAGAGAGCUCCAAGGAAAAAUGAGGUGCAAGUAGCAGUUGGGAAUGGCAUGGGAGUGGCUGUGAAGGCUAUAGGCACAGUCCGUUUAGUGUUAGGCUCAGGCACUCAUUUUGAUUUGAGCAAUGUUUUCUAUAUUCCCUCGAUGAAGAGGAAUUUAAUUUCUGUUUCUCAGUUAGUGAAACAAAGAUGUACUUUUUACAUCGACUCUUUCGGAAUAAAAAUCUCCCAUGAUUCUCGUUA